AUGGGCUCCACCCCCUUCACCUCCUCCCCCACCCCUCUCCCCUCCGCCUCCAAGGAAGAGGCAGCCGCCCACCUCGUCCCCACCAACCCCUCCGUCCUGGGCUUCGCCUUCCCCUCGUGGAAGAAAUGGGCCAUUCUCACGUCCGUCUUCAUCGUGCAGCUCAGCAUGAACUUCAACGCGGCCAUCUACUCCACCGCCAUCCCGGGCCUGACGACGCAAUUCGGCAUCACGGAGAACCUCGCCGAAAUCGGGCAGAUGGUCUUCCUCAUCACCUACGCCUUCGGCUGCGAGCUGUGGGCCCCGUGGUCCGAGGAGCUGGGCCGCAAAUGGGUGAUGCAGGGCAGUCUGGCGCUGGUGAACGUGUGGCAGGUGCCGUGCGCGCUGGCGCCCAACUUCGGGACGCUGGUUGCGUUCCGCGCGCUCGGCGGACUGUCGAGUGCGGGCGGGAGUGUGACGCUGGGCAUGGUGGCGGAUAUGUGGCGCGCGGAUGAGCAGCAGUAUGCGGUGGCGUUUGUCGUGCUGUCUUCUGUUGCUGGGAGUGUGAUUGCGCCUGUUGCUGGGGGGUAUAUUGGCACUUACCUCUCGUGGCACUGGGUUUUCUGGAUCUCGCUCAUCUUCGGGGUUGUCGCGCAGACGAUUCAUCUGUUCGUGCCGGAGACGCGCAGCAGCGUCAUGCUGGACCACUAUGCGCAGCGCCUGCGCAAGACUGGAGAGGAUCCCACCGCAUACGGGCCGAAUGAGAUCCGCGGCAGCUUCUGGCAGCGCAUCUCCUGGAAGGAAAGCUGCACCCUCAUGUGGCGCCCAUACAAGAUGCUCUACUCCGAGCCCAUCGUCGGCUUCCUGUCGCUCCUGAGCGGCUUCAGCGACGCCCUCAUCUUCACCGGUCUGGACUCGUACGGGCUCGUCAUGGCCAAGUGGAACUUCACGCGCAUCCAAGUCGGGCUGUCGUUCAUCCCGCUGCUGCUCGGCUACCUCAUCGCCUACGUCAGCUUCAUGGUUGUGUACUGGCGAGAUCGCCGCGUCAUGCGAGCCGGAAAGCCGUACCCGCCUGAGCGCCGACUGUGGUGGUUGCUCUUCACCGUCCUCCUCGAGCCCAUCGGCCUGUUCAUCUACGGCUGGGCGUCGCUCGGUCCACCCCAGUUCCCAUGGUGGGUGCCGCAAAUCUGCGCCGCGCUCAUCGGCAUCGCCAACUUCGCAAUCUACAUGGCCACAGUGGACUACAUGAUCGCCGCGUACGGCGAGUACUCCGCCUCAGCGACCGGCGGCAACGGCUUCUGCCGCGACUUCCUCGCCGGCAUCGCCGCCGUCUACGCCCGCCGCAUGUUCACCCAAAUCGACCCGGGCACCAAGUGGACGCUGCCCAUCCCCUCCUUCAUCCUGUGCGGCGUCGGCAUCCUGCUGUGCAUUCCGGUGUACAUUUUCUACUUCAAGGGCGCGUGGUUCCGCGAGCGCAGUCCGUUUGCCAAGGAGUUGGAGAAUGAGCGGGCGAUGGCUGAGCAGGAGGGGUCUCUGCCUGCUGGAGGAGAGUGA
This is a messenger RNA of Neohortaea acidophila, 1530 nucleotides long. Its product is annotated as major facilitator superfamily domain-containing protein. Lineage: Eukaryota; Fungi; Ascomycota; Dothideomycetes; Mycosphaerellales; Teratosphaeriaceae. The record is from RefSeq and is a predicted model, not a curated record. The transcript is spliced from 3 exons. Gene Ontology annotation, molecular function: transmembrane transporter activity. Bases 1 to 1530 code for a protein of 509 amino acids. Gene Ontology annotation, biological process: transmembrane transport.